CGCUCAUCCUCGGAGUCUCGUACGUAAGAUUCAAGAAAAACUGCAGAAUAGCAGAGAAUCCAAACCCGGAUUUGUUUGCAUUAACAAAUCGGAUUUGAUAAUAGAUGACACGUCCGGAACCUUGUAAUGGAGGAUAUAGCUUCCGGCUGGUUUCGGUCAAAAAAGAAACGUAAACGACGGGAUAGAAGAAGACGGCGUCAGGCUACGAGUCACUCAACACCCUUACAGGCUCAUCUAAUUCAUUGAUUCCAAACACUCCUAAUAUCUUAAAACCCCUCCAAUCGAUUCAUAUCGAUCAUUUGGAGACGAAACUGGAUUGUAUUGAUGGUUGACUGUUCAUUGUUUGGACUAUAGAGGACCGGGUAAUCUUGAAUCCAUCUCUUUGGUGUUGAGAUGGAUUUGGCAUCUAGUUGCAAGGACAAAUUGGCAUAUUUUCGAAUAAAGGAGCUCAAGGAUGUCCUUACUCAGCUAGGACUUUCGAAGCAGGGAAAAAAGCAGGACCUUGUUGAUCGGAUAUUAGCUAUUCUCUCUGAUGAACGAGUUUCUGGGAUGUGGGCAAAGAAAAAUGCCGUUGGAAAGGAAGAAGUAGCAAAAUUAGUUGAUGACACCUAUAGAAAAAUGCAGGUUUCUGGGGCAACUGAGUUAGCAUCAAAAGGACAGGGUGUCUCAGAUAGUAGUAAUGUGAAGCUCAAAGAGGAAAUUGACGAUUCUUAUCUAUUAGAUAAGAUUCGCUGUCCCUGUGGAAGUUCUUUGCAGACUGAUUCAAUGAUUAAGUGUGAAGAUACGAGAUGCAAUGUGUGGCAGCAUAUUGGUUGUGUUAUUAUUCCGGAGAAGCCUAUGGAGGGUGUUCUACCUGUUCAUCCCGACUUUUUUUACUGUGAACUCUGUAGACUCAGUCGGGCUGACCCAUUUUGGGUGACAGUUGCACAUCCUUUAUAUCCUGUGAAAAUGACUACUCCAAAUGUUCCAAUGGAUGGUGCAAGCGCAGUGCAGAGUGUGGAGAAAACAUUUCAACUUACAAGAGCAGACAAGGACUUGUUGUUGAAACAAGAAUAUGAUGUUCAGGCGUGGUGUAUCCUUCUUAAUGACAAGGUUCCAUUUAGGAUGCAGUGGCCACUACAGGCAGACCUACAGGUCAACGGUGUUCCAAUGCGGGCAAUUAACAGGCCUGGCUCGCAAUUACUAGGGGCUAAUGGUCGUGAUGAUGGUCCUGUUAUCACACCAUGCACCAGAGACGGAAUUAAUAAAAUUUCCUUAAAAGGAUGUGACGCUCGUGUGUUCUGUUUGGGGGUCAGAAUUGUAAAGCGGCGUACUGUCCAGCAGAUCCUCAACUUGAUUCCCAAGGAUUCAGAUGGUGAAAAAUUUGACGAUGCUCUUGCUCGUGUUCGUCGUUGCGUCGGUGGUGGAACUCCUACGGAGAAUGCUGAUAGCGACAGUGAUCUGGAAGUUGUUGCUGAUUCUAUUCCUGUCAAUCUACGUUGUCCUAUGAGUGGUUCAAGAAUGAAGGUCGCUGGAAGAUUCAAACCUUGUGUUCAUAUGGGCUGUUUUGAUCUUGAAGUUUUUGUGGAAAUGAACCAACGUUCUAGGAAGUGGCAAUGUCCAAUUUGUCUCAAGAAUUACUCUUUGGAGAACAUCAUCAUUGACCCAUAUUUCAAUCGCAUCACAUCUAAGAUGCAGAAUUUUGGGGAAGAGGUGACGGAGAUUGAGGUGAAGCCUGAUGGUUCUUGGCGGGUAAAGGCAGACAGUGAUCAUAGGGACCUUGGUGAUCUCUGGCAGUGGCACUUCCCUGAUGGUACUCUAUGUGCCCGGAUGGAUGGAGACAUUAAACCUAAGUCUGAAGAGUUUAAGCAGAUCAAACAGGAAGGUGGUUUUGAAGGUCAUGCCAAUUUGAAACUUGGAAUCAGAAAGAACCAAAAUGGGUGCUGGGAGGUCAGCAAACCUGAAGAUAUGCAUACAUUUUCUUCUGGUACCAAGUUGCAAGACAAGUUUGAAAACCAUAAUGUCAUCAUCCCAAUGAGCAGCAGUGGCACUGGAAGUGGUAGGGAUGGGGAAGAUCCGAGUGUCAAUCAGGAUGGCGGUGGGAAUUUUGAUUAUACUACCAAUAAUCAUGGGAUUGAGCUUGAUUCAUCUCUGAACAUCGACCCAACAUAUGGAUUUACCAACCGGACUCCUGCUGGACCAUCAGUUCAUCCUGAACUUAUUGUUCUUAGUGAUUCAGAAGAAGAGAAUGACGCAAUGAUUUCUUCUGGUGCGGUCUACAAGAACAAUCUAACUGAUGCUGCAUUUUCCAUCCCACAUGGUAUGCCAGAUUCAUAUCAUGAAGAUCCUGCUCUUGGUACUGGUGGGAAUUCAUGCCUGGGACUUUUCAAUACCAAUGAUGAUGAAUUUGGUAUGCCUCCUCUGUGGUCUUUACCUUCUGGUAGUCAAGCAGGUCCUGGUUUCCAGUUAUUUGGUUCAGAUGCAGAUGCCUUGGUUAAUAUACAGCAUGGUCCCAUUAAUUGUUCCACAUCAAUGAAUUGCUAUCCAUUGACUGCAGAGACUGCCAUGGGAUCAGCUCCUCUUAUCCCCGAGCCUUCCGUUGAUCGUUCUAAUGCUGAUAUAAAUGAUGGGUUAGUUGAUAAUCCCUUGGCAUUUGGUGGGGAGGAUCCCUCUCUUCAAAUAUUUCUUCCUACAAGGCCUUCAGAUUUGUCAGUGCAGCCUGCCUUGAGAAAUCAACCCGAUGUGUCAAAUGGUGUUUGUAAUGAGGAUUGGAUUUCUCUCAGGCUUGGGGGCGGCGGCGGGGUUCACAGUGGCUCGGCAACUGCAAAUGAAUUGAAUUCAAGACAGCAAUUACCAUCGAAGGAGAGCAACUUGAAUUCGUUGGCUGACACUGCUUCUUUGCUUCUCGGUAUGAAUGACAGUAGAUCUUCUAAGGUGAGUAGGGAAAGAUCAGAUAGCCCUUUCUCAUUUCCUCGUCAGCGGCGUUCUGUUAGGCCACGGUUAUAUCUUCCUAAUUAUUCGGAUUCUGAGUAGAGUUGGACAUUGUUUGCUGAGAACAGUUGUUGCUUUUUAAAAGAACGAUUAAUCUGAAAUGCUGCCAAAUAUACCCCUGAUUAGGGAAAACCUUUUUGGAAUGAUCUGAUGAUGUGUCUCCUGACUUACUGUCAAGUUGUCAGUACAUGUCAAUUGAAGAAAGCCGACAAGCAUUUUUUUCCAUUGAAGUGGUAGUCUCAGGUGCUGCAAGGCAUGGUGGAAAACUUUUAGCAAGAAAUUUCCUGCUCAGAAGUGGUCCUGUUACGUCGGGAAUCUUUUUCCAUUGGUGAGCUGCUGCCCGCCCUUACUUUUUGGUUUACUCUGUCCAGCUCCAUUUAUGCUUGAUAGAUGCCGUCUACUUGGUUUCUAUACCCCAAAGGCUGGUAUAAAUUCUUUUUUCCCAUCCUUUCUCUUUGAUGAUGUCUUCUUGUAGGCACCAUGCUGCCAAAUUGUACAAUAGACAGUUAAUCAAAUGUGAAAAUUGGAAAUGAGGUCCAUUAAUGUUAAUUAGGGAGGGUGCCCUCUUUCAGUAAAUCACAAGUAUUUUACCCUCGACUCUGAUUUUUUACUAGGAAAUAACCUGUAAAUGUCUUCUACUGGGAUUCAGUAAUUUAUAGAAAUACAUACUAUUUGUCAUAUGGAUAAAUAUUGCAAGUUCCGCCUA
This is a messenger RNA of Cornus florida, 3676 nucleotides long. RefSeq names its product E3 SUMO-protein ligase SIZ1. Bases 394 to 3012 code for a protein of 872 amino acids. The record is from RefSeq and is a predicted model, not a curated record. Gene Ontology annotation, molecular function: zinc ion binding; SUMO ligase activity. Gene Ontology annotation, biological process: protein sumoylation. The transcript has 17 exons. NCBI's taxonomy places the organism in Eukaryota, Viridiplantae, Streptophyta, Magnoliopsida, Cornales, Cornaceae.